GCAUUUUUCUAGCAUAUAUAUGUCUGUUCUUCUUGUUUUCUGGGUGAUGGGUAUGAGCUCCCCAUAUUUCCAUAUUUUCACAUCACCAUAGUCUUCUUCACCGGCUUCUUCCGUCAUAAACUCUUCUAGAUAGAUAGGUAGAUAGAUCAGUCUGAAUUGAACCCAUUAACUCUGUUUUCUUUAUACUCUGCAAAAAUAAAGUGAAGAAGCUGCUACUAACUAGUAUGGAGGGUGGGAGGGUCUAUGGAGGUUCCAACAUGACCGUUACACACCAAAACAACAGCCUUCCUUGUUCUUCCCAGGUUCUCGAGUCUCUCUGGAUUUCCAACUCUCCCCCUUCUUUUCAUGGUGAGUCUCUCUCAUGUUCAACAUCCAUGGUUGGAAACCCAACAGACAGGCAAUUUUCCCCACCCCUUGACAAGGAAGAACAUGGCAAUGAAGACCACUACGAUGCUUGCUUUAAUCAACCGGAGAAGAAAAGGCGACUCGCAGCCGAUCAAGUUCAGUUUCUUGAGAAAAAUUUUGAAGUGGAAAACAAGCUUGAACCAGAGAGGAAGGCGCAGAUUGCCACGGAAUUAGGGCUGCAGCCAAGGCAAGUUGCAAUUUGGUUCCAAAACCGGCGAGCCCGGUCCAAGACCAAGCAGCUUGAGAAAGACUAUGAUUCUUUGAAGGCAAGCUAUGAUAGGCUCACGAAUGACUAUGAAUGCCUCCUCAAGGAGAAAGAAAGAUUGCGAAAUGAGGUUCGCUUUCUCAGUGACAAACUACUCACCGGACAAAAAGAGAACACAAAUCCAACAGUUGCAGAGCCUCAGAAACAUAUCAUCUCCAAUGCUGAUUCUGAAAACAAAGCCAAGGCAGCAAUGGUGGUCUGUGAGUGUAAGCAGGAAGAAGCAAGUUCAGCUAAAAGUGAUGUUUUCGACUCCGACAGCCCACAUUGCACCGAUGGGAACCAUUCUUCCAUUUUAGAGCCUGCAGACUCUUCCAAUGUUUUUGGAGGAGCCGAGCAAUCGGAUUUCUCGCAAGACGAUGAACAAGAUGAGCUCACCAGGAGCCUUUUGCCCCCUCCAUGCUUUCCUAAGUUGGAAGUUGGUGGGUGUUACAAUGACACCCCUGCAAGUUCUUGUAACUGGAAUUUCUCAGUUGAAGGACAGCCUUCUUGGUUGUGGCCUUACUGAAUUUAGUUUUAUUCAGGGCUUUGGAUUUUAGAUCUCUUAGUUAGUAAUGCAAUGUUAAGUAUUUUGUUGUAAUUAAUGUUUGAAUGCAAUAAAUAAAAAACAAAAAAAAUUAAUAACAAUCAAUAUUAGCCCUUUUAUUUUGGCA
Messenger RNA from Camellia sinensis, 1320 nucleotides. RefSeq lists its product as uncharacterized. Gene Ontology annotation, cellular component: nucleus. NCBI's taxonomy places the organism in Eukaryota, Viridiplantae, Streptophyta, Magnoliopsida, Ericales, Theaceae. The record is from RefSeq and is a predicted model, not a curated record. Gene Ontology annotation, molecular function: DNA-binding transcription factor activity, RNA polymerase II-specific; sequence-specific DNA binding. Gene Ontology annotation, biological process: positive regulation of DNA-templated transcription.